ACUGUGACCCUUUUGCUUGCUCCAGUAUAAAGUCCCAGAAUAGCACGCUCUCUUACAUUCUGCCCAAAGUUCACCGCACAGCACCAUGCCUGUGGAUUUGAGCGGGACCUGGGUUCUGGAGACAAAUGACAACUUUGAAGAGUACAUGAAAAUACUCAACAUCGAUUUGGUCACACGGAAGAUCGCGGCCCACUUGUCUCAAACCAAAGUUAUUAUCCAAGAUGGAGACAAGCUUACGAUAAAGACACUCAGCACCUUCAGGAACUACGAGAUAAGCUUGACAAUCGGGGAGGAGUUUGAUGAGUAUACUAAAGGACUGGACAACAGAAUGCUAAAGACUCUGGUCAGCUGGGAGGGCGACACACUGGUGUGCACACAGAAGGGAGAAAAGGCCAACCGUGGAUGGAGGCACUGGUUAGAGGGAGAUAAACUACACUUGGAGCUGUAUUGUGAAGAUGUUGUCUGCCAUCAAGUGUUCAAAAGAAAGCAGUAGUGCCUCAUUAAUAAAUAAUAAAGCCUCUGUUUGGUCAAUAAUAAUAACGACAAUAUAAUUAUAUGUAGUUUUAGUUGUAAUGACAGUCAUUUCUAUUAUACUGGGCAACAUGAAGCACUGAAAGUCAGGUAUUUUAUUAUCCAGCAGAAGACUGACAUUCAUGCUACUACAUUAUAGUGUAAUUACGAAGGCAAGACGACAGGAUGAAUUUAAACCUGUUGAAGUGACAACGUUCACACACAGGUUAAUAUCUGCUUUGGUGUAAAUUAAAAAAAAGGAUUUAGUGAGAUGUAAAGAUUUAUAGAUUUACACUGCUGUUGAUUUCAUGUGGAUUCGUUUACUAUGAGAGCAGCUGCUAAUAAAAAACUCAGAGCCUAGGUUAUUGGUUUUAAUCAACAGAAAAUAUAAUACUUUAAAAACAAAUAUCAACAUCAAAUCAGACAAAACUGACAUGUUGAUUAAAAUGUACAAUGCACUGAACUUGGAUAAAAAUGUCAGGAGUAAAAUAAAAUAAUUUUCACACCACUG
Pangasianodon hypophthalmus (striped catfish) is the source of this 1021-nucleotide messenger RNA. RefSeq names its product retinol-binding protein 2. Gene Ontology annotation, biological process: fatty acid transport. Bases 86 to 493 code for a protein of 135 amino acids. The transcript is spliced from 4 exons. Gene Ontology annotation, cellular component: cytosol; nucleus. Lineage: Eukaryota; Metazoa; Chordata; Actinopteri; Siluriformes; Pangasiidae. The record is from RefSeq and is a predicted model, not a curated record. Gene Ontology annotation, molecular function: fatty acid binding.